Molecule: messenger RNA, 450 nt
Organism: Ostertagia ostertagi
Lineage: Eukaryota; Metazoa; Nematoda; Chromadorea; Rhabditida; Trichostrongylidae
Source: the annotation of a GenBank genome assembly
ACACCUCUCUUUUUCUAUUUAUCUCCACUUUUCAGGGUGGUACCAGAUCUGGAGCUAGAGGGAUUGUUCAAGCGACACUUCACGAAAGUGGAAUUUUUCACCGGCACCGUUAUGGAUUCGUUAGACUUGUCUCGGGUAAAGGUGUCAGAUGCGGACGCUUGUUUGGUGUUAGCGAACAAGUACAGCACAAACCCGGAUGCUGAAGAUGCGGCGAAUAUCAUGCGAGUGAUCUCCAUCAAGAACUAUUCGAGUGAUAUUCGAGUGAUCGUUCAGUUGAUGCAGUAUCACAACAAGUGGAUGAUCCCUUCAAUGUGCUCUCGGUCAUGCGGUAGAGAGCCGUUUGGAUGUGGUAAAAUGAAAAAGGAUAGAGCUCUGAGUUUCAUCGCCUUCACUUUGGGCAUGCGCAUGCGCCUCGACGUCUGUUUACUCGAAGGACGCCGUAUCGAGUGA